Messenger RNA from Telopea speciosissima, 489 nucleotides. RefSeq names its product cytochrome b-c1 complex subunit 9, mitochondrial-like. The coding region runs from base 75 to 290 and encodes 71 amino acids. NCBI's taxonomy places the organism in Eukaryota, Viridiplantae, Streptophyta, Magnoliopsida, Proteales, Proteaceae. The record is from RefSeq and is a predicted model, not a curated record. The transcript is spliced from 3 exons. Gene Ontology annotation, biological process: mitochondrial electron transport, ubiquinol to cytochrome c.
AGGCCUAUUUGCCAAACGAAAGCUCCGAGUAGAAAACAGGGGGUAAGGAAACGCCAAAGAAGAAAGCUGAAGCCAUGGACUCGCCUGCGCGAAGAAGCGGAGGAGGGCUAUUUGAAGGGCUGUACAGGGUCCUCAUGCGUCGGAACUCUGUGUACGUGACAUUUGUUCUCGUCGGUGCUUUCGCAGGAGAACGGGCGGUGGACUACGGCGUACACAAGCUCUGGGAGUACAAUAAUCUUGGGAAACGGUACGAGGACAUUCCGGUGUUGGGUACAAGGCAGUCUGAAUGAUAAUUAAUCAUUUCUCCUCUCCCAAGUUUCCCAGAAAUUGGACUGUACAUUGGGGGUAGCAACAAUUUUGUUGGUCACGGAAACAUCUUAUACUGAACUUUAAAUUAGUGCUGUGUUCAGGUGACUAAAAUUUCUAAGGACCAAAUUGUAUAUGGAUGGUUGGAUUUAGGGUUUGGUUAAUCUGAAAUUUCACUAAUUU